Molecule: messenger RNA, 2577 nt
Organism: Closterium sp. NIES-67
Lineage: Eukaryota; Viridiplantae; Streptophyta; Zygnematophyceae; Desmidiales; Closteriaceae
Source: the annotation of a GenBank genome assembly
UCCUCCCCCCCCUCGUUCCCCCAAUCCCCCACCUCGUCCCCCGAAGCCGCCAUUGACUCCCCCGAACCCGCCGCCUCAGCCCCCGAAGCCCCCGAAUAGUUCCCCCAAUCCCCCGCCACAGCCUCCGAAGCCGCCUUUGAGUCCCCCGAACCCGCCACCAGCCCCUCCGCUCUUGCCACCUCCCCGCCCUCCCAGUCCACCCCCAGCACCUCCUUCUCCCCCGAUCCUUCCCCCUCCCCCUUCCCCGCCUUUUCCUCCUCCUUCUCCGCCGUUCGUCCUCCCCCCCCCUCCGCCCGAGGCGUCGGGGCUAUCGAUGGGGGCGAUCAUAGGCAUAUCGGUCGGCGGCGCGGUUGGGCUCCUUCUCCUCGUAACCCUCGGCCUCCUCGCCUUCUUCUUCCUCUUGCCCAAAAAGGAGGAGGGCGAACGAAGCCGCACCCGCGGCGGCGGUGGAGGCGGCGCCCCAGGAACCGUGGGAGGCGCGGAAAAGGCGCCGUUCUACGCGCAGCCGCAUCUGGUCCGCGGAGCGCGCGGGCGGCAGGCCGCAGCCGCGGCUGCGGCCGGCGCGGCUGCGGGCGGUGCGGCAGCAGCUGCGGCGGCGGCCUCAGGUGGCGGGCCUGGCGAAGAUGAGGACAGCGAGGAGGGCAAUAACGCGUAUGGCGACGGCGCGCCUGCUGCUGGCGAGGGGGAAGAGGACUUUUACGAAGAUGAUGACGUGGCAGCGGGGGAAGGGGAGGAAGCGGAGGAUCUCUACGAGGGGGGGGAGGACGAGGGGGAGGAGGGCGGGGAGGAGGAAGCGGAAGACGAAGACCUGUACGGAAGCGGCGACGCUGGCGGCGGCGCUGGUCCGGGGGACAGCGCAGGACUGGGCGCAGGCGCAGCACUAGGCGCGGGGAUAGUCGCAGGCGCAGCCGUCGCGGGCGGCGCAGCAGCAGUCGCGGGCGGAGCAGCGGUCGCUCUAGGAGACGAAGACAGGAUGAGCGAGGAGGCGGACGACGAGUGGUGGUUCCCCUAUGAGGAGCUCGACGAGGCCACAGACGGGUUUUCAGAGGAAAACAAGCUCGGUGAAGGGGGGUUCGGGCCGGUUUACAGGGGCGUGCUGGCGGACGGGAUGCCAGUGGCGGUGAAGGUGCUGAAGGUGGGCGGGCACCAGGGGGAGCGGGAGUUCCGCGCGGAGGUGGACAUCAUCAGCCGCGUGCAUCACAAGCACCUCGUCACGCACCUCGGCUACUGCAUUGCUAGCGCGCAGCGGCUGCUGGUGUACGAGCUCGUGCCCAAUGGGUCGCUGGAAGACGCCUUACAUGGCGAGGACCGUCGCCUGCUGGCGUGGAAUUUCCGCAUGAAGAUUGCUCUGGGCGCUGCUAAGGGGCUGGCGUACCUGCAUGAGGAAUGCAACCCGCGCAUCAUCCAUCGCGACAUCAAAUCGUCCAACAUUCUCUUGGAUAAGGAUUAUGAGGCCAAGGUGGCGGACUUUGGUGCUGCCAGGCUGGCAGCAGAGGAUGCGAUGCCAAUCAUCACGCGUGUGGUCGGCACUUUUGGGUACUUGGCACCAGAGUAUGCGCUCACAGGCAAGCUCACAGAGAAGUCGGACGUGUUUUCGUUUGGAGUGGUGCUGCUGGAGCUUAUAACGGGGAAGAGGCCAGUGGAGCAGGAGAAGCCGCAGGGCAGCGACAGUCUUGUGGAGUGGGCGCGCCCCUUGCUAGCCGAGCGUGCAAUGGAGGACCUGGCAGACCCCGAGCUGGACGGGUGCUACGGGCAGCGCAAGAUGGAGCGGCUGGUUACCGCUGCGGCACUCUGUGUGCGGCAGUCCGCCGUGCUGAGGCCCAGGAUGAGCCAGGUGGUGGCGAUGAUCGAGGGCCGGGCGGACACAGAGAUCGAGGCAACGGAUGAUGAGUCGGCGGUCGGGCGGAGGGAGAGCGCGGAGUACUCUGGAGGCGAGACGGGGGGGCGGGAUGACAUGUACCCCGAAGAGAUAGUGCAGCAGUACCCCCAUAGUGCUGAGAGCAGGGGCAGCGCCGGGGGCAAGGGCAGGAAGGGGCGCAUGGCCGCGCUAGCAGCGGCAGCAGCAGAGCUGACACCAGGCCACACCUUCACCUCGGGUGUAUCUGCCACCAGCACAGACCCCCUCAUAGGCAACACCUCCCCCUCCUCCCAGGGCCAGAUGCAGCCUCCCCCUGAUGCACCUCCCCUGCAGGCGGGGCCCACUGGGCCCAUGCCUCUGCCGCUGCCGCCCGGAUUACGGAAGAACGGCGGCGAUGGUAACGGUCGUGGUGGUGGUGGCGGUGGUGGUGGGUGGAGGGGGAGGUGAGGAGGGGUUUCAGAGGAAAUAUACCGUUGUGGUUAUGGAUAAACGGAAAUCUGAUCACCUGAUUAUUACUCACAACUGGAAGGUUCCAUGCCUAGCUUUAGAUGAGAGCUGUCGAAUGGGAACUAGUUAUUUAUGCCUAAUGCAGGUGUUUUGGUGUGUAGUAAGCUUCUUGUCGUUGUACUGAAUGCUUAGCUUCUAUGUAAGGGGCUCAAUCACCUAGGCUGGAUUGUUAUGCUUAUGUUCUUGAAGAUAAGGUGGAGUAAACUGUUGCU